AUGUCCUCGUCGGUCAGUAGCCCCAAGGUCUCUCCGUUUUGUAACUGUGGGAAGAAAGCGAAGCUGUGGACCUCGUGGACUGAAGCUAACCCGGGUAGGCGAUUCAACGGGUGUGAAGAUUGGGAGAUUGGAGGCUGUAUUUUUUUUGCUUGGGAAGAUCCCCCAAUUCCUCGACGUAGUCUCUAUGUGAUUCGGAAGCUUCGUGAAUAG
This is a messenger RNA of Striga hermonthica, 210 nucleotides long. The record is from the annotation of a GenBank genome assembly. NCBI's taxonomy places the organism in Eukaryota, Viridiplantae, Streptophyta, Magnoliopsida, Lamiales, Orobanchaceae.